Molecule: messenger RNA, 1041 nt
Organism: Camelina sativa (false flax)
Lineage: Eukaryota; Viridiplantae; Streptophyta; Magnoliopsida; Brassicales; Brassicaceae
Biological process (GO): transcription by RNA polymerase III
Cellular component (GO): RNA polymerase III complex
Source: RefSeq, a predicted model, not a curated record
AACCGUUUAAACCAGCUGAUGGUUAUCGGACUUCAGAUUUUCUAUAUAAUUUUCUAAUUUUUUGGUGGAAUUCUCUGAUGUUUAUGAUUAUAUAACCUAAGGUCCUAAACCAACCAAGCACGGACGAGACGAGACGAGACUUGGACGAGAGAAGAAGCAUAAUCUUUGUCAAUUGGGAGGAGCGCGUGGUUUUCUGAUCUCAGGUCCGAUCGGUGAAUUUUGGGCACCUCAUAGAUGUCGCGGAUUUACGGAGUUCCUUUUGUGAUUUACCCUGAAAUCACGUUACCUGAUCCGAAAUCUAUCUCAAUAGACUCGGAGUUAGUUUCGAGCUACCUUGAUUUCAAUAAGUUUUGGAGGAACUCGACAUAUCACCUAGGCGAUGAUGGUGUUCCUAAGACAGAGGUUGAGAGUUUGGACAUGGAGAGGUUUUAUUAUUCAGACACGUUGAAGCCCAAGAAGAAGAGCAAGUCUUCUUUCUAUGAUUACCUUCUUCUUAGACCUGAUAACUUCCCUAAAGAACUUCUCGGUGACACUCCAAGACAACGGCCUGUCAAGAGAGCUAAGUGGAGGCAAGAUCUGCAGAAAUUGGAUGUUUUUGAAGAGCUUGAAGUUCGGUAUCUUAAGACUCAGGGCGAGGAAGAGAAAGAAGAAGAAGAUGAUGAUGAUGAAGAAGAGGAGGAAUCACAAGGUGAAGAUGAAUCUGAUCAUGGAGAUUACGAUCAUAAUCAAGACUUUGAUGACGAUGAAGACGAUUAUAAUCAGUCGGAUGGUAAAUUUGAGGAUGAUAUUUUGGUUUACUAGUUUUACAAAAAAAUUAAGAAACAUGAAACCAUUUUUUAACUGUCGACCAAAAAAGUCUUACAAGUAAAAAUGAUAGUUGAGAGAUUUGACUCGCAAUCAAAACGCCACAAACGAUUACGAGGAAAGAAAAACCAUACGGUGCAAACCAUAACCCUAAUAACUCGCUUCUCAAGCCAUUAAACAUUUACCACAUGUGAGUUUUUAAGUGUUCAAAAGAGCCAACAAAAAAAACUCAAAAAA